AGGUGGAGGAUAGCGAAGGGCGUGGCUUAUCCAUCGCCAGAGUCUCAGAAGCAUAUCUUCUUAACUGGGCUGCUGCUUUGUUCUUGGCCACAGUUCCUCGUCAGUGAUUUUUUUUCUGGCCAGCUGAUCAAAAGAAUCUUCCUGAGGCAGCACAUUUAAUAGUUUGUCCCUAUUAUAGAUGAAAGGAAUACUAUUUAUAAUUUUGAGCGUUUGUAAGGUCAAUGGACUCUGCAUUACCGGGCCGUGUGGACCUGGUCAGUAUUUAGAUGGUGCCUGCAAGCCAUGUCCUCCAAAUACAUUCUCGCCGUAUGAGAAUCAUGGCUGUCAGAACUGCAAGAGAUGCUCCACGCUAAGUCAAGAGAACCAUGAAGUUCUGUUGGAAAGCUGCACUCCUUUCAAAGAUGCGAUCAUCGGGUGCAAGCCUGGGUACUACAAAAUGACUGCACACGACGGAGAUGACCGCGAGUGUCUUAAAUGUACCCGCUGCCCUAAAGGUACGGUCAUCUUGACCAAAUGUGGUCAGCACGUUAAUACAGUUUGUGCAUCUUCGAAGAAGCCAGAGAGACAUACGGAAACCCCAGUGGACUUAGGAGACCCUCCUGGAUAUGUUAUGAUAAUCGUUAUCUGUACUGGGUUUGUGUUAUACAUUGGUUUAAGCGUUGCCUCUUGGGAUCUAUCAUAUCUUGGACAAAAGAUAUGAAAAAAAAAAUUAUAAUGACAACGAUCGAAGACGUCCAACUAGACGUGGCGAGAUCAUUAUCUAAAGAUUCUUUUUGUUUUCAACUCUUAUUGACUAACAGUAUGUAUGUAUACAUAAUGCAUAUAGAGCCUAUUAUAGAUAUAGAGUACCUGGUGACAGAAGAUGCUAUCAGUACCUACGAGGGAAACUCGAAUCUUGAUAGCCGCACACUGGCGUUUAACAAGAACUGUGCGUGCGGCGCCUCGAAUAGAUAGAUAUACCUGCAAAUGUGUGGAAGAGAAGAUACCUGCAAACUGCGUGGCAGAAAAGGUACCUGCAAAAUGUAUGGUAGAGGAGAUUUCCGCAAGCUGCGUGGCUGGCGUUCUGUCGGACUACACAUCCUUGACAAGGUCUGCUGACUUUGCGUCUUAGAACAACGACCCUGGGAACUACAACAGUGGUCGACACUAGUUCCUUUUGUGUUAAGUGACCGCCACAGUGGCCCUCACUACCUUCCACUGUAUUAGGUGUCUGACGUCAGCGACAACCGCCAUGAAGUCGAAGCUGCAAUCACGACAUCGUCUCAAGAACUGACUGGCCAACUGUAGAAAGAGAAAGUGGUACCUGCAGAGGACAUUAUAUAUGGCUUUGCGGGGAACACGUUUUCAGUCGUCUGUGACUCCAACCGAUCGAGUUCCACCUGAACUUGCAAACUUCCAAUGCCUCAGUGUGAAUAUUUCGGGAAGAAAAGCGCUCUUUUACACACAAGGCAUGGACAGAUCCAAGAGAAGGAUGUUGACAUUAGAAAAACACAACGGAGAUUAGCUCAUAUCUAGGACUUACAACUUAGAUUAGCUCAUAUUUAGGACUUACAACGGAGAUUAGCUCAUAUCUAGGACUUACAACGGAGAUAAGCUCCUAUCUAGGACUUACGAUAACUGUCCUCAAGGCAUGCAAUGUAAUUGUGUGUUUAUGAUGUCCUGUAAUUAAAGACAUUUCCUCUUUGGGCUACUUUCCUUAAAUUUAUAACAAUAUUUAUAAAAAAUGUUCUAUAAAAGUAAAAAUAUUAUUCUGAAUAAUAAUUAAUAGAAAUAUACUGCUUAUUUAAAGCCGUCGGAGAUUUGUUGUUAAUCGGUUACUGAGUAAUUAAUACUUAGCCGAUUAGGUUUAUAACUGAUUAUUGUUCAUUAAAUUUCAUUCAUAAUGACAAUAUCAAUUUUGGAGGUUAAAACAAAUUUGGAUGUGGGUCAAACUCUAUAAAACAAGCAAAAAAAAACAACAACUUUUUUAUUAACAAAGCUUAUCUAAGGGAAAGAAUCACUAAUUGCUGCCAUUUAUUUUUAAAUGGCAGUGUUUGGCUCCCUUUCCGCGAUAUAGUACAAAAUUAAUUAAUGAUUACUAAUUAAUUAACUAAUUGUUUAAUUUUUUGAUUAAUUCAUGCAUUGUCAUUGACUAUGAAUUUUUAACAAAAUAUCUGGAACAAUUUUUUGUACACGUUAUUUCUCCCACACCCAUUCUCGGAUCAAGUUGAAACUUUACACAAUUCUGUGUUGUACUUAACAAGACAUAAGUCAAUCCAAAAAUUUGUAUCAAUUAGGGAAUUCAAUAAGCGAUCCAGAGUUAUCUUCACUGCAAAAGCAUUAACUCUAUCUCUCCAUAAUUAUUUAACGCGUUCAGAUGGAAUUAUUAAUUUUGCCAUUUGUAUUUCAUUGCCCUGUUACGACUCAACUUCAGUUACGUUUUUGAUUUAAUUAGAAAAUAGUAGGCUUUAAGUGACAUUGGUAGCUUUUGUGACUUUUAUGCAACUCCACUUAAAGUUAAUAAGCCCAAAAAUAAAGUUACUUUAAUGGGGUUACAUCAACGAACGUAUCGUCAAUCGGAAGAGAAAGAGUUAAAUAAAAAAAAUAAAAAGAACUGGAACAUAACAGUCACGAAGGUACGCAGACAAACACACACACACACAUAUGAUAUGUCUAUACUGAGUAGAGCAAAAAUUCUACUAAUCCUUGCUCUAUAAGCUGUUACACUGUGAAAUUCUUCGAUUUAGACUAUAUUGGACCGUAUGGACGCAAAUUUGAACAUAGAUCCACACACACACACACAUACACAAACUCGAAUAUGUGUAGACAUACAACUGACACAUUGAAUGCAUACAAAUACUAAGUGUAGACUAGAUGUCAAUGUAGACUAGACGUCAAUGUGGACUAGGUGGUUCGUGAUUCAGACUUGUACAGGGAAAUAAAGUGUGACAUUGUGGCUUUAUUUUUGUCAUGCUUCACUGAUUGAAUGGACGCUCCAUUUGUUUUUCGUUGUUUUUAUUCUUAGUAAAUUCGUAUGUCUUGUGGAGAACUUCAACUUGAUAUUUGGAACUAGCUCUGGCUUGUAGAUCUUUUUCGUGUAAAGCACAUGGUGUUGAAUCCCAAUCAAAGUCAGAGAAUCAUAUUAUAACACAAUCAUAAUACAACAUAAUUAUUCAAAAAAUCAAAACCUUUUUAAUGUUGAAAUUGCAAAGAAUGAUAAUAAAGAUUGUGGGGAACGGUAGGAGUACUAAUGCAACGGAGGUUAAAACCUUCUAUACGCUCAGUUAACAUUGUGGUAAUUGAGUAGUAGGCCUUCAUUCAUCUGUCCCAUAACUUACGCGUCGUGGGCUUCCUAUGACUGUUUGUGUAACCAAAUCCAUUCAUUUUUCCCGAUCAGAAGGAUGGCAAGAGAGAGAGAGCCGCCAAUUCUUUUACAUUGUUCAGCAAGUUUCUUUGUACAUUGAAGGAUGACUUUUGACAAUGAGUUUUGUUUUACACCUUGACCCAACCAACUCAGCCUUCGUCUGUUCAUAGGAUUGAGGAGUUCCUCCUUUUUUUUGCCAGCCAGAGUGUUAAAUUUCAAAGUAAAAAUUCGCUUGUCUUCUUUUCCUGAGACCAGGAAAAGAUUCUUGUAGGAUGCACUUACUUAUUGUAGAUUAACAUCCUCUCAGGCUGUUCGGCUCAUUGCGCGGCAGAAUGUCUAACACACAAUAGCAAAGCAGUAGCAUCUAAAAGUUCUCCAAAAUAAUUUCAUCUUCAUAAUUGUUUUAAACAAAAUCUAUUUGUUUUUAAAGUAAGUAUUGACGAGAAAUAAAAACCUUGCAGAAAUGGCUUAAUAAGCUCAGCUCCGGUAGUUUCAGAAAAUGAAUAUUUGUUCAUUUACUUUAUAAUAAUAAUACUAUCUUUAACUCUUUCUCUCCUAACUGACGAUACUAGCGUUGAUUCCACUAGAAUGUGGUAAAUAAUUACGAGAGAAAGAGUUAAUAUGAUUAUCUUCCUAUACAUAAACAAAUGACAAGGAUAGCAAGCGAAAUGUACAUCUCUAAGGGCUUCAUUCAUUUGUAUACUAAAAACAUUUCUGCAAGAUGUUAAUACACUACACAUCACUAUGUCAUAUCACUACAUGUCGUAAUGUAGUGGUAGGCUAUAGACUUAGUUGUACCUAAACUACGCUUGAAAUACUAAGACAAUCUACACAGUAUGAGACUCCGAAAGAUCAAGAGGUUUAUCUACUUAGCCUUGGCUUUAAUUACAGUCUACAACUUUGUCCAGCUUAUGAGAUGGACUGAGAAUUACGGAGAGAGUGAGAGUCAUUUAUUUCGUUUGGAACAAAGCGAGUCCGAAGUACAGGCGGGCCUCGUUAUCGACGAAACAUUCACCGAAGAUGGCUAUCCGGUCAAAUCUGUGCAUGGCGUAGAGGUGAAGAAAUCUGGAUGGAAUUAUUCUGAUGUCCAGCUGCCACGUUUUGUCGAGCGUGGGGACCAGUGGAGUCCAGGUGAAGACGGUCAACCUUUCCAGUUUGUGGAUCCCAGCAAACAGAAGACGCAGGAGAAAAUGAACGCUUUGCGAGAUUAUUUGUUUGACGUGACGGUUAGUGACGUCAUUUCCGUCCACAGAAGACUGCCAGAUCUACGCUCUGAAAGGUGCCAGAGAGAGGAAUACGUAGACGUCCCAGCUGCCUCGGUGAUCAUUGUGUUCCAUAACGAGGCUUGGACAACACUCCUGAGAACCAUCUCCAGCGUCCUAGACAGAACUCCAGCCUAUCAGCUUAUGGAAAUUUUACUGAUUGAUGAUGCAUCAACCAAAGAGCAUUUAAAACAGCCUCUGGAAAAGUAUAUUCAAUCACUUAUCAAAGUACGUCUCAUCAGAACUACACGUCGACUAGGUAUCAGUCAAGGGCGAAACCUUGGUUACCAGUAUGCCAAGGGAAACAUUAUUGUAUUUAUGGACUCGCAUGCAGAAUGUCUGCCAGGAUGGUAUGAGCCUCUGGCUUCCACAAUAAUGACAGAUCAAAAAGCCAUUGCUAUCCCAGUCAUUGAUACUAUUGACCCUAACACGUUCGCUCUUGAGAAACAAUCGGAGUCUCUAAUUGGAGGCGUUCACAUUCACUCGUUGAUGUUCUUCUGGUUGGAGCGUCGACAUGCCCAAGUCUCAAACAACCUGAGAAUAGAAUCUCCCACACUGCCUGGUGCCGUGUUUGCCAUUUCAAAGCAGUGGUUCUCACGACUUGGUAUGUUUGACCCAUACUUACUAAUCUGGGGCGGAGAGAACAUAGAGAUGUCUUUCAAGGCGUGGAUGUGUGGUGGGUCCCUACUGAUUACUACAUGUUCCCACGUCGCCCAUUUGAAGAGAACGCCCCAGAACGUAGACUUAGAGAGAGCUCUUCUAAAUUCUGCCCGUGUUGCUGAGGUUUGGAUGGAUCAAUACAAACAAUAUUUUCACGAGAAGAGUGCCUUUAAGUACACACAGUUUAACCAUAAAAACAUAGAAUCUCGCAUAGAACUGCGCAACUCACUGGAGUGUAAAAGCUUUUUCUGGUUUCUGGAUGUGGUGAGUCCUGAACUGUUGAGGGAAAUUGACACCUACAGUUUAUACCUUGGGCAGCUCACAAACAAGGCUUAUGGAGUUUGUCUAGAAGCCCUGCAAAAUUACGCCACACCGGAAUUGACACAGUGCAAGGCGUUGUCCUCCCAGGUUUGGAUGUUGAGAACAGAUGGGCGCCUCACGUGCUACGGCUCUGCUUUGAUUGGUCAGCCGGGUCGUGGUUCUGACGAUAUGAAACUGAUGACAGCACCGGUGAACACUUCCUGGACACACGACAUCAGCCCUGAGCACCAAUGGGACUAUGACAUGCACGAACGUCUGGUCCAUAAGAGCAGUGGGCUGUGCCUUGCGAUUAACAUCUAUAAAACAUCCAAGCUGCAGAUGAUGAACUGUAUAUCCAACUCCAAGGAAAUGAAAUGGUCGUUUCCAUCACGGAAAGAUUUCUACCAUCUUCAUCAGCAGAUGGCCAGCUCAGCAGACGACGAACAGUAGAGAUUAUAUAUUUUAAAUUGUCAUUAAUGAUCCAUGUGUAUACAAUAGUAGCGUUACAAUGGGGUGCACCCGCACCGGAUGACACUUAACCUAUUGACGCCGCUGGCAGUUCAAAUCCUAACGUUACUUUUUAAAAAUCUCAAAGGGUGGGAAUGAAUAAACAAAAUUUACGUUAUUAAACAAAGGGAUCAUUAAGUUCUGACGUCAAUAAUAAAUACAGAGUGUGUGUGUACGAGUUUCUGAUGUAACCAUGAGAAACGAAGGCAGAUGGUUUGAUUGUGUAGGCUGAAUAUAUUCUGAUGAAAUCAUGAGGUGGUAUGUCGUAGUUUAAGUUACUAAAUACUGGUGUGAAAGUUGAAGUGAGGAACAGUGGCGUAGCUAAGGAUUCGGGAGCCCGGGGGGGGGGGCUUGAUCUUAUUAGGAGCCCCUUCAUUUUGACAUUGGACAUCAUGACAUGAGAUGAUAGCAUAAUAUUUAAUGUAAAAACUUUUUUCAAACACUCAUUUGGGAGCCCCCACUUAAAGGGGGGGGGGAUUUUCAGAUUUUGACUCCCCCCAUCCCCACCCUAACUACGCUACUGGAGUGGAGUGCAAGCGAGAUACGUGAGACAGAUAAGACGUAUAUUUUUAACGAGUGAUAUCUUGUUGCAAAUUAUCCUUUCAAUUGUGUCUCUAUAGACAUCUACAUUAAAGUUGAAGUCUUGUCUAUUUUAAAAUAUUUAGAAAUAAAACUUUUAUUCAAUUUUU
Messenger RNA from Biomphalaria glabrata, 6761 nucleotides. RefSeq names its product polypeptide N-acetylgalactosaminyltransferase 1-like. The coding region runs from base 4180 to 6015 and encodes 611 amino acids. The transcript is spliced from 12 exons. NCBI's taxonomy places the organism in Eukaryota, Metazoa, Mollusca, Gastropoda, Planorbidae. The record is from RefSeq and is a predicted model, not a curated record. Gene Ontology annotation, cellular component: Golgi apparatus.